GGAUCAUCGAAUUCGAAUUAGUGAAGAAUCUUGUAUUUGGUUUGAUUUGGUUAUAUAACACAACAUCAACAAGCCCAGUGACUGCAAGCCCCUAUACCUCUCAACAUCAUCUUCCAAUAUGGUUGAUCUUAGUGCAUUCAAGGGCAUUGUCUCAGUCAGCGGUACGUUCAUAAGUCUAACUGUAAAUGUUGAUGAUAAUUGCGCACUCGUGCCAGAAGCUAAUGAGACUAAAGUGUCUGCACCACCACCCCCAAAUGGAACGGCCUACCAGUAAUUUGCAAGUCGGCAUAACGAAUUCACAGCAUCAUGACGGCGUCGUCAGAGGCGAUCAGAGGGAUGAAUCUUCUUGUGACGACGGGUCUGAAUACGACCCGAACUCCUGCGACGACAAUCACUCAGUUGUCACGGUAAAGAAACCAAGGAAAUACCACCCCGGAGAAGAUAAAAUGAAACUUAACCGACAUCAGCGAGCAUUGAUUCGUGCACUCGCAGAGCGUGCCAAGUGGGACCCGAAGGAGAUCGCCGCCGUCUUCCGUGUAUCACUUGCCAUCAUUCAAAAAACCAUAACCAAUGGGUACGUCGCCGUGAUUGACAUAGUAUCGGAAGAUGCAAAUUACUACAAGGAGAGUGAGUUUGAGAAAGUGAUCAUGGAACGACCGUCAUCUACGCGCACCCGGGAGAAAAAGAGGGGACGAAAGAAACAGGACAAAUUGUUUACUAAAAGAUCUCCACGAGAAGCGUCUCUCGUUCAUCGCAGGGAGCGUCCUGUCGCUUCCCCUCCUGCGCCAGUUCCUAUGGAAGUAGAGCCAAAUUCGGAUACGGCGUCUGGCAUAUUCAGGAUGUUCCGAGACGAAGCAACACUUGUUCACGGGGAAAAGGUCCAUUCCAUCCUCGAGGACAUUGGGAUUGAAGAUGACGAGACAAUGUUCGCUGUCCUGACUAUGGAUGAUGAACGUUUGAACGAUAUGCUACAAGAAGCCAAGCGUCUCAACCUCGUGGAGAAGUUUUCCGUCAUUCAAGCGAUGAGAAAUUUUGGGAAGAACCACAAAAUAGCGAGGUAGAACGCUCAUGAUCGAUGUUUCCUAUUUAAUCAUUCAAUGAGAUUGUUAUGAGUCUCGGAAAAUCGGCAUCCCCCCCGGAUGAAGUGAAGGGGUCGAUGGUGUCAGCGUUCGAAAGAUUUCGGGAUGAGAUUGAAAUUUCUGAGAUGAGAUGACUUAGCUGGAUGAAGAACGACAGGCAAUAAGAGCAGAAGGCCGUACC
Suillus subaureus is the source of this 1260-nucleotide messenger RNA. RefSeq lists its product as uncharacterized. NCBI's taxonomy places the organism in Eukaryota, Fungi, Basidiomycota, Agaricomycetes, Boletales, Suillaceae. The record is from RefSeq and is a predicted model, not a curated record. The coding region runs from base 186 to 1061 and encodes 291 amino acids. The transcript is spliced from 5 exons.